ACCGGACCGACCCACCACUUCGGCACUCUACUUGCCGCAGCCGGGUCCGAUCCAUCCCAAGCCACCUCCCUCUCCCGGCUCGAAGCCCUCCCGACCGCCGACCAGUUAGGGCGUCGUCUACGGCGGCUUCACGUCCGGGAGGAAGGGAAGCCACCAGCGGCGUGCAUCUGAGCAGCAGCCGAGUCACAUCUUCCCUACGCUCCCGGCGGCCCUUCGUCGCUGCCGCCGGCCGACGCUGUGGCCAGGAGAGGCCCACCGGCCACCGCUGCCCCUCUCUCCCUCCUCCCGGUAUCGCUGCGGCAGUCGGCCGUCCUGCCGCCGCUCCUCUGUCCUCUCGCUCCUACCGUCAGGCGACCUGGCCCGGCCCGGCCUCACUCCGGGUCUGCAUCUCCUCACUGCGCGGUCCGCCGCUCGUCAGUCUUCUUCCGGUUGAUCUGCCGCUGCUGAGGCCUGAAGUGCCAGCCUUCAGUGAUGGAGGGUACUAGCAUUGCUAUCGAGAUUGAUGGGGAGGCCAUCUGUCUGGACAGUGUCGGAGAUAAUGAGCAUGAAGCUCAGGAGAAUGGCGAGAUGCAGCAAAUAAUUUACAAUGCUGGAGGUGGGGAGCAAGUGGCCUUUGACAGCCAAGAACAGGGAAGGGAGGAAGAUCCUGCGGGAAAUGAAGAAGAGGACAGGGAAAAUAAUUCUAUAAUUCCAAGCCGUGAGGAGUUGACUGAAGAAUUGCGGAAUAAAGUUGCAUAUAGUGAGGAGGAAGCUUAUAGGCUGUACUGCGACUACGGGCACCGUAUGGGCUUUAGUGUCCGGAAAGGAAAGCAGUACUACUUUACAGGGACCAAAACUAUCCGUACAAAAGAUUAUUACUGCUCAAAGGAAGGUAUGAAGGAUGACGAGCAGCUUACGGAGGCAAACUUUAAUAAGCCGGAGACCAGAACUAAUUGCAAAGCGAUGGUCCGUUUUAGAGUUGAUUCUGAAGGUCAGUGGCGAGUUAUUCAGAUAAUUCCUGAACACAAUCAUGAGUUGGUUCGGCCUGAAGAGGUGCACUUACUGAGAUCAGUGAGGACUCUUUCAGUUCCAAAACCUGGUGCGCUGAAUGCCAUGGUGAAUGCUGAAAUCCAAGCAAUGCAUGACAGUUUGCAUAUAAAUGAAGAUGGUACAGAAUGUCACAGUCAGCUUAGCAUCCGUAGUUACACACUGCUUGAACCAGAGGACUCUGAGGCCCUUGUUGGCUAUUUCAAGCGCAGAACAAAUGAACAAGGUAUGUUCUAUUGGGAUGUCGAAGUAGAUCAAGAAGGCCGAAUGACUAAUUUCUUUUGGAGGGAUGGGAGAAGCCGGCUCGACUAUGACAGUUUCGGAGAUGUUGUGAUAUUUGAUACAGCAUAUCGUACCAGCAAGUAUAAUAUGAUAUGUGCCCCAUUUGUUGGCGUGAAUCACCACUGGCAAAAUGUCAUGUUUGGCUGUGCGUUUUUGUUGGAUGAAUCCUCAACAUCUUAUGAAUGGUUAUUUAAGUCAUUCUUGGAGUCAAUGGGUGGUCGUCCUCCUAAAACAAUCUUUACUGAUCAGAAUGAAUCUAUCUCCAAGGCAAUUGAAGAUGUUCUUCCUGGGACACGUCAUUGUCUUUGUCAAUGGUACAUCGAAAAGAACCUGCAGUCGCAUUUAGGUACUAUCAAUGCUUCUGGAACAUUUCAUAGCAUGCUUUCAAAGUGCAUGAAAGAAUGUGAGUCCGAAGCAGAGUUCAAUGAAGCAUGGGCAAUGAUGCAUCAUGAAUAUAAUAUGCAGGAACACCAGUGGCUCACUGAUCUGUAUCAGCAGAGGCAUAAAUGGUGCACAGCUCUUCAUAAGGAUGCAUUUGAUGGUGGGAUUGAAUCGUUGGAUAGGAGUGAAAGUUCAAACAAUGUUUUGAGAAGCAUUAGUGAUAUAUCAACUUCACUUGCCACUUUUAUUCUUGAGUUUGAUAAAAUCGUAGGGAGUUGGCGUAAAAAUGAAUCUUUAGAGGACAUUCGGUGCAAUCAGACUGCUCCAGAGUGUACAGUUAAGCAUAGUAGAAUUUUGCAGCAGGCCGCUGAAGUUUACACACAUAAUGUCUAUAAGUCUCUUGAAACAGAUUUUCUAGAUGGAUGUGGUGCAACUUCGUACCAGGAAGUUCAAUGUAGUGAAGCAUUGUAUAGGUUUGAGUUCAUUUUGCAAAGAAGUGGUCCAAAAGUUUGGAUAGUUUUCCUUAACACAUCUACCAUGGACUUGAGCUGUAGUUGUAAAAAAUUUGAGACCAUGGGCAUACUUUGUUCACAUGCUCUAAACGCACUUGGUCUCAAGAAUAUCGAUAGGAUUCCUGAAAGGUAUAUUUUAAAGCGAUGGACUAAAUAUGUUAGAAAAGGAACAUAUCCAUUUCCAGUUGACGAGUUCGCAGAACAAGAUCGCACAAAAGCUGAGUUUGCAUAUCGUAACAGAGCUAUGUGGUUUGUGUAUGAUCUGCUGAUGAAGAGCAAAAGUCAUCAUAAUACAAGAAAACUUAUUCUGGAUGUGCUUGAAAAUGGAGAAAAAUCACUGGGAAAUGUAUGUGAACUUAAAAGAUUGCAUAUACAUCCCUCGGGAAAAGAGAAAGAUGGAAGUAGGGUUGAAAAGAGAAAGAAAAAAUCAAUUAAGCCAGAGAAACAUUCAAGAAAUGUAAAACAAGUGGUUUUGCCCCAGCCAGCUGACCUGGUUUUUGUCGAUCCACCAAAUCAAGAUCAAUAUUAUGCAGCAGAAGAUAUUGCAUCAAACUCAUCUAUUGGUAGACCUUUCUUCUACCAGGGAUAUCCUACUACUGGUGUUUCAGCAAGUCAGAUUCAGGGGCAUACAAAUAUGCAAUCUGUGCCCCAGUGUGCAUCACAGGGAUUACACCAAAAUCAACCACCAAGUGCUUCACUUGUUCGUGCUGUUGAAAGCGCCUUUCCACUGAAGCGUGAUCUUAAGGAGCUUACAUAUUUUGGUAUACUGUCAAGUGUCAAUACAACCCAUCUGUCUGCACUUUGCGAUGAUAACAGUCGAGAUUCUAGCACGACGGGCACCGUGAGCUUGUUCGACCUUUACAUGAGCUUCAUGGAGUGUACAUGGAGGCUUGAGGAGGGUGCCGCCAUUUCUUGAAGACUACACGCUGUUCUGUUCAGGCAGGAUUGAAUAAUAUCGAAAUCUGACACUGAAACAGGCUUUGAGUUAGACCUGUUAAUCUCGUGGGCUUAUUCGAUGCUCUGUUAUAACAAAAUCUGCCGCUGACGUAAAUCUAUCGCUUGCUUUUCCUUGGAUUUGAGUAAAUCAAGGGGCAUAGAUGGAGGGACACUUCCAUACGAUUUUCGUUUGAGGGGGCGGGCAUUAAUUCUCCAUGUACCUACCAAUAAAAUUCCCCAUGGGUUGGUGGGGAACGUGCCUUACAAACGGCUCAUGAGUGUAUCAUUCAUUAUAUAAGGGCAUGUGUGGUUGCUCAUGUGAUUUAGUCUAUGGAAUUUAAUGAGAUAUGAUGCGGAGAUGUAAUAUGGUAUGUUUGUUUGGCUGUAUAUGUUUAGUCUAACUGAGAAGAGAUAAUGUUUGG
This is a messenger RNA of Phragmites australis (common reed), 3559 nucleotides long. RefSeq names its product protein FAR1-RELATED SEQUENCE 5-like. Gene Ontology annotation, biological process: regulation of DNA-templated transcription. Lineage: Eukaryota; Viridiplantae; Streptophyta; Magnoliopsida; Poales; Poaceae. The record is from RefSeq and is a predicted model, not a curated record. Gene Ontology annotation, molecular function: zinc ion binding. The transcript is spliced from 6 exons. The coding region runs from base 472 to 3117 and encodes 881 amino acids.